This is a messenger RNA of Pecten maximus, 1449 nucleotides long. RefSeq names its product calmodulin-like. The transcript has 5 exons. The coding region runs from base 102 to 839 and encodes 245 amino acids. The record is from RefSeq and is a predicted model, not a curated record. Lineage: Eukaryota; Metazoa; Mollusca; Bivalvia; Pectinida; Pectinidae. Gene Ontology annotation, molecular function: calcium ion binding.
UUGCUCGUUGCUGUAUGGCCUAAAGCUUUUCUACAGACUCCAAGUCUAAAUGCGUGUUUCUGGUCUUUACAUCCCAGCUGUUAUUACUAUAAAUCACCCGGAUGUUGGCGAGCGUUCAGAUUUCGCCUAUACAAUGUAGGUUCAGUGUAAAAAAAUCAUCCACGAAAAUGGCGGAUUUGAGUGUGUGGACACAGCGCCAUCUUUCAAGAGUAGUUGACGACUUUGAGGCUGCUGACAAGGACAAGAGUGGGUCAUUGACUUUCGGGGAGGUUUGCGAUGUCCUCAUGGUCGCCGGAUUUAAAGGAACAGAGGAACAAGCGAGGAAAAUUUUCUGCGAAUUGGAUACCGACAAAAACAACAAGAUAUCAAAGAAUGAGUUUUCGAAAGCGAUGUCACGUGUUCCAAGAGUCGACUUCAAGAUACUGGUUCUAAGGCGUGCAUUUAAAAAAAUUGACGCAGACGGCAGCGGGUUCCUCAACAGAGAAGAAAUCUUGAAAGCAGCAAGCGAAGACGUGGGCUUAAAUGUAACGGCAGAGAAAAUAUCAGAAAUGCUGUUAGCAAUCACCAACGAUGCCGAUAAAAAGAUUUCAUAUGAGGAGUUCCUUGACAUCUGGGGGAUGAGACAAACCUCUUCCGUCAUGCGCAUGACUUUCCAAAAGUUGGAUAAAGAUAACAGUGGAAGUCUCACGAAGGACGAGAUGUUAGCGGGAAUAAAAUCUGACGAGGAGCUUAGUAUCCAGGCAACGACCAUAUCGUCUCUGCUGGUGAAAUGGUGUAAAGGAACAUCUGUUAGUUACGAGGAGUUCUGUCGAUUUUACGAAAGCGUUCAGAAAAAAUGAAACGUACGGAGAAAACAGACAUAUUCUUUGUUGUGUAUUCCGGUAUAACGUAACCAUUAUCUAUAGUGAAAGUAGUAUUACACAAGUAGUAGCUUCCACUGCAUACCAGACUAAUCAUAAAUUACAUGUGAUAAGCUUGAUGUGCGUCCUUUACGAGGUAGAUUAAGUUAUUAUUCUAAUGUCUACGAAUUGUCGUAACUGUCCUUUACACAUUGUUGAUACAUGUCCGUACAACCGGAAGUUAGAUACAGUUAUCAGCAUUGUACUGAGGUGGUGGAUCAUCUGUUAGGGAAGGACUGAUAAUCUACGAUUGUUAUUACAUACUAAUAUAACAGGAUUCCAGUGGGAGAUAGGUACUGGCUAUAUAAGGAAGAUAAAUGGUGUCGCUCUAACACGAUUGUUAGAGGUAGCGACCUUCCCAGUGUGCUCUAUAGCCUCGUUACUGUAACAACAUGUCGUUAACUAAACGAAUGACAUAACCACAUCCUUCCACUGGGAACAGGACGUGUAUACGUUUGCUCCGACCACUAUUUAUUUUAAUGUAAUAUACUUAACAUACUAUACAGGCUAUUUAUUACCAUUGUGAUUAAAACUAAAUUUGUCACAAGAA